CGAUAAGCCUCUGACCCGCUCAUUGACACAUGACGCCUUCCUUGAGUAUUUUUCCAAAAAGACACCUUGCCAGGUUCGGAAGAUGACAAAAGACAGAAGACGUAGUGGCCCGUGGUUGCCGGCCGGAAGGACUCUCGCUGCUUCCUGAGCGGAUUCCCGUGAAGCUGCCACUGCGGCUGGGACUUUGGCCGCAGGGCGCGGGGCGGCGGGAGCCACCGUGGCCGCUGUGCAGCGCGCAGGCCCCGCGGUCCCCAGGCGCGCGGUUCGGUCCCCAACGAGCCGGUCCUCUAUUCGAGCAUCACCCACCGACUCCUGGCGGCUCCUUCCUGCCACAGCUCGGUAUAGCUGCGACUUUCCGGAGGCGCCGCCGUCCCAGGCCGGGGGAAGGGCGCAGGCGGUCCCUGGAGGAUGGCUCCGGUGAGCCGGCCGCCGCAGCCCUGCAUAACUGUGAUCUGAUUUUGAAAUGCAGAUACCAACCUGGAGUCUGGGCACCCAACUCAGCCUAGGAGUAGCAUUCUUUAAAAGAUACAGCUCGGGACUGGGCCCCGUCUCCACUCCUACCUUCCUCAGGCUUCCAUGGUGGGUUCUUGAUGGACUUGGUUCUCUUCUGCUGGCAACUCCUGGGCAGGAGACAUGGCUCUGGUCAGAUGGGGGCUGAGAAGACAGAACUUCCAUCCGUUGAGGAAGAGGAGGAGAGCGUUGCUGUUGAAACUCACAGUCGUCAUUAUCUCUGUGCUUCUGUUUUGUGAAUAUUUCAUCUAUUACCUGGUCCUCUUUCGGUGCCAUUGGCCUGAGGUGAAGACUUUAGCCCAUGGCGGUGGGCAGGAGCCUGUACUGAAAGCCAUGUUUCUGGCUGACACUCACCUACUUGGGGAGAUAAGAGGCCAUUGGCUGGACAAAUUACGAAGGGAGUGGCAAAUGGAGAGAGCUUUUCAGACAGCUCUGUGGUUGCUGCAACCGGAAGUCGUCUUCAUUUUGGGAGACAUCUUUGAUGAAGGGAAGUGGAGUUCCGACCAGGCCUGGGCAGACGACGUGCAGAGAUUUCAAAGGAUGUUCAGACAUGACAGCCAUGUGCAGCUGAAGGUGGUCAUUGGCAAUCAUGACGUUGGCUUCCACUAUCAGAUGACUAAAUACAGAAUAAAGCGAUUUGAGAAAGUGUUUGGCUCUGAAAGACUGCUCUCUCUAAAAGGAGUUAAUUUUGUCAUGGUCAACAGCGUUGCAAUGGAAGGGGAUGGUUGUAUCAUAUGCUCUGAAGAGGAAGCUGAACUCAGAGAGAUCUCUCGUAAACUGAAUUGCUCCCAAGAGCAGGUGCCGGGAUCCAGCCAGUGUGACCGUGAGCCUGAGCCGAGGCUCCCCUUGUCCGCUCCCGUGUUGCUGCAGCACUACCCGCUCUACCGGGCCAGCGAUGCUAACUGUUCGGGUGAAGAUGCAGCUCCCCCAGAGGAAAGGAACGUCCCCUUCGAGGAGAAAUAUGAUGUUCUUUCUCGGGAGGCCUCGCAAAAGCUGUUGUGGUGGCUCCGGCCUCGCCUGGUUCUGAGUGGCCACACGCACAGUGCCUGUGAGGUGUUCCACCCAGGAGGAGCCCCUGAGGUGAGCGUCCCAUCUUUCAGUUGGAGGAACCGAAACAACCCAAGUUUCAUCAUGGGCAGCCUGACAUCCAGAGAUUACGCUCUGUCCAAGUGCUACCUCCCGUUUGAGGACACGGUGCUGACCAUGUACGGUGCAGCGGCUGGCUUCCUCAUGAUUCUCAUCUUAGUUCACUUUGAGCAUCUGCCCUCACCUUUUCUGUGUGGCUGGAAACUGUGCAGGUUGCACAUGAGGAGGUGAAGAGCCGGUGACUGUUGCGUAUGGUAAUACAAAUCAACGCCAAAGACCUAUAGGACUUCCAGUGGGGGUCCUGCGAGUCCCAGAGGAGAGCAAACGCUGGUUCUUCCUACGUACAUGGUGGGGAUUCUGAAUCUUCAAUGCGACUACAGAAUAAAUGGUUGACUGUACUGUUCUCAUGCUAUAAAAAUGGAACAUGUACUCGGCAACAAAUUCAUCUUUUCAUUUUAAGAAACGUAUGUAUAAUCAAAGGUUCCAGAGGUAUGGAAUGUAAAUGUCAUGGACACUACCACUCGCAUGCGUGACACACAGUCCUUUCUUCCACAGGAAGGACCCAGCAGCUUUGGUGCACACUCGAGGCUAUGUGUGCCCCUAAACAUUGGGGCUUCUCUGUACUUCUGUGAAGUGGCUCUCAGUUUCUUGCAGAUCAUGAAGCUAUAUGCUUAAAAGUACAGAUUCAAUGAGUAGGACUAAAGGCUUUUGCGUUUCCGCGCUAAUGGAAUUGGAUUUUUAGGUACGUGUAAUUUUCUUUCCGGGAGACCAUGUGAUCGCAUCUGAACUCAAUGUCUGCUCAUGACUAAAACUUCAACAUGGAUGUUUGAAUUUAAGAACAAAUGGUGUAAUAAUUCUGUCAGAUAAAGCACAUUCCUUUCCUUA
Messenger RNA from Mus caroli (Ryukyu mouse), 2481 nucleotides. RefSeq names its product metallophosphoesterase 1 (gene Mppe1). Lineage: Eukaryota; Metazoa; Chordata; Mammalia; Rodentia; Muridae. The record is from RefSeq and is a predicted model, not a curated record. Gene Ontology annotation, biological process: GPI anchor biosynthetic process; endoplasmic reticulum to Golgi vesicle-mediated transport. Gene Ontology annotation, molecular function: phosphoric diester hydrolase activity. Gene Ontology annotation, cellular component: endoplasmic reticulum-Golgi intermediate compartment.